Molecule: messenger RNA, 535 nt
Organism: Daucus carota subsp. sativus
Lineage: Eukaryota; Viridiplantae; Streptophyta; Magnoliopsida; Apiales; Apiaceae
Exons: 1
Coding region: 179-388 (69 amino acids)
Source: RefSeq, a predicted model, not a curated record
GCGUGUGACUAUGUACCGUGUCCAACUCCCUCACUCAAGCUACCCCUUUUAUUCUUUACUUCAGCUCCUAUCUCAACCCAUCUUUAUAAAUAACACAACAGCCAGAGAGAUCGAGACUGAGAGAGAGAGAGAGAGAGAGAAAAGGGCGAGAGAGAUUGAAUUUUAGAGACACAGCGAGAUGGCAGAUUGGGGACCGGUGUUGAUAGCGGUGAUACUGUUCGUGCUGUUGUCUCCAGGACUGUUGUUUCAGCUGCCUGGGAGAGGCAGAGUGGUGGAGUUUGGAAACAUGCACACCAGCGGCCUCGCGAUUCUGGUGCACACCAUCAUAUACUUCGGUAUCAUCACCAUCCUUCUCAUUGCCAUCGGGAUUCACAUUCACACCGACUAGGCCUCCUUAAGGCUCCCCUCUGUUUUCACUUUGUUAUUGUGUUUUUGUUGUGUUUGUGUAAUGGACGAUCGUGUUAAAUCAGUGCAGCAGCUUUGAGUGAUGAUUGUAUUCGUUUAUUUCAGUUUCAACUAAGGCUACUUUCAUUUC